ACGUUGUUAUCGUGCAGCACGUGCAAAGUAGUUAUUAGGUUGUGAAGAGAGAGAUUUACUGUAACAAUCAUGGCAGAGAAAAAAACGGAGGUUGAUUUGACUGGAGCCAAAAAAAACGCCGGUGUAUGGCUAGUUAAGGUUCCCAAAUACCUUUCACAACAAUGGGCCAAGGCAUCGGGGAAGGGAGAGGUCGGAAAGCUAAACAUUGGAAAGAGGCAAGGAAAAUCAGAGGUCUCCUUCACUCUGAGUGAAGAUCUGACAUCCCCCUCAGGCCUGGGAGAGAAAGCUGAGUCGCUGCAUGUCCCCAGGGACCAUCCUUUCACCAUGCAGACAGUGGGGGGACAGACCCUGGCUGUGUACUCUGAGAGCUCAAUAGAUAAGAUAUGUCUGGAGGGAAUGGUGGUUCAGAGAGCAGAGUGCAGACCUGUUGUCAACGAAAACUACAUGAAGCUAAAGAAGAUGCAGAUUGCAGAGUCCUCCAAGCCGGUUCGUCUGUCCCAGAAGCUGGACAAGGCUGUUACCAACAACUUUAAACCUGUGUCUAACCACUUAACCAAUUUGGACUAUGAGAAGAAGAAGAAGUCUGAGGGGCGGAUGGUGAGAGCGGAGAGACAGCAGGUGAUGGACAUGCUCUUCUCUGCGUUUGAGAAACACCAGUAUUACAACAUCAAAGAUCUGGUGGAUAUUACCAAGCAACCUGUGACAUACCUGAAGGAGAUCCUGAGAGAGAUUGGGGUUUACAAUACCAAGAGUACACACAAGAGCACCUGGGAGCUGAAGCCAGAGUACCGGCACUACAAGGUAGAGGAGGAAGAGGUGGAGAUGAAGAGCGACUAGCCCAGGAGGGACCACUUUGUUUGGGGCCAUCAUUGACCUCCAGGCUCCUGGCCAGUGUAGAGUUUGAAAGAUUGUUCUUGAGUUCUAUUUCAAAUCUGAAAAAUACCAUUCUUUUUGGUGUUUAUAUGGCAUUGUAUCGUAAGUCAGCACUUUGGACUGUCCUAUACAUAUUGAUUCUGCCGACUACAUGCAUGGCAUUGUUUUUUUACUUAUUUACAAGAGUUGUUGUAGGCAACUCAGGAAAUUGCAUGUACUGUGUGGUUUUGUACUUCAAAUAACUUUUACUUUGGGCAGACUUAAGUAUUUACUUGAAUAUAAAGAAAAUAAAAGCACAACAGUACUUUAAUUCAAUGUUAGUUUUAUUUUCACACUGAAAUCAAGAAAUCCAAAGCUAUCCUGCGAUCAUGUUAUAUUUGCUUCUGGGUCAAUGAAGUGAAUUGCUAACAGCGGUUCUCAACUGAUCUAGCCCCAUAUUUUGUCCUUCGUCAUUAAGUCACAACCACAACUAUUAUUUUUUGGAACCAUUGUCAUUUAUUUCACAAAACAAUAGUGCAGUAUUUCAAUGUCUGGCGUGAUGAUAGACAAAGCCACUCAGUUUGUGUUCAAUGUCCAUUCUGUUCCUGUAUUUAGUCUUUAGCUGGAACAGAGCUGAAAAGCCACUAACAAAGAUAGGUUGUGUUAUAUGGUAUGCAGAUUUUGAUUGCAUCGUUGGAGGGAUACUCGGUCAUCUCAACACCAAGACAGGCUUCCCUCUGUCAAUUUCUUUUUCAGCGUAAUUUAGCGAACGAUGGUCAUAUGGGUCAGGACACACCAGUUGAGAACCAGUGAUCUUACAGAACUUAAAACCAAGCUAAUGGAGGCCUGAGAGAAUUCACUAUUUGAUAAUCCAGCCAUUUCACUGUAAACGUUGGAGAGAGAAAUGUGCAGAACAGAAAGGCAGUGACUACUUAUUCUGCAUGGCAGAGUAUCAUGUUUGUUCUAUUCAAUGUUUCUAUCUGAACCAUCCUUUGCUUUGGCCUUGACCUGAACACUGCAAAAGUCCAAUUCUAUCCAAUACCAUAAUCAAUCAUUUAAUCAGUAAUACAGACAGUGGGUUUAAUAAGUCAGCGCUGACAUGAAGGACCAAUUAAAUAAGUAAUUGAAAAUAAA
Molecule: messenger RNA, 1986 nt
Organism: Osmerus eperlanus (European smelt)
Lineage: Eukaryota; Metazoa; Chordata; Actinopteri; Osmeriformes; Osmeridae
Gene: gtf2f2b
Product: general transcription factor IIF, polypeptide 2b
Exons: 8
Coding region: 70-837 (255 amino acids)
Biological process (GO): transcription by RNA polymerase II; transcription initiation at RNA polymerase II promoter
Cellular component (GO): transcription factor TFIIF complex
Source: RefSeq, a predicted model, not a curated record